Drosophila serrata is the source of this 1043-nucleotide messenger RNA. Its product is annotated as aldo-keto reductase family 1 member B1-like. Lineage: Eukaryota; Metazoa; Arthropoda; Insecta; Diptera; Drosophilidae. The record is from RefSeq and is a predicted model, not a curated record. Gene Ontology annotation, molecular function: oxidoreductase activity.
CCGUCGAGCCGUGAAGAUGUCCGCCAGCAAGGUUCCCUAUGUGAAGCACAAUAAUGGCACCCAGAUCCAGACCAUCGGACUGGGCACCUACACGUCGCUGGGCGGAGAUUGUGAACGGGCCACGCUUCAUGCCAUCGAUGUGGGAUAUAGACAUAUAGACACCGCCUACUUCUACGAGAAUGAGAACGAGGUGGGCGCGGCGGUGCAGAAGAAGAUUGCCGAGGGCGUCAUCAAGCGGGAGGAUAUCCACAUCACCACCAAGCUGUGGUGCCAUUUCCAUGAGCCUGAGCGAGUGGAAUAUGCCUGCCGCAAGACACUGGCCAACUUUGGUCUGGACUAUGUGGAUCUCUAUCUGAUGCACUGGCCCUACUCCUAUGUCUAUCGUGGUGACAACGAAAUGAUGCCCACCGAUGCCAAGGGAGAGGUGGAACUCAACGACAUUGAUUACCUGGACACCUGGCGUGCCAUGGAGAAGCUGGUGGAGCUGGGCCUCACCAAAAGCAUCGGCGUUUCCAAUUUCAAUUCGGAACAGUUGACGCGCCUGCUGGCCAACUGCAAGAUCAAGCCGAUCCACAAUCAAAUCGAAUGUCAUCCGGCUUUAAAUCAGAAAAAGCUAAUAGCUUUGUGCAAAAAGAAUGACAUUGUGGUGACCGCUUACUGUCCCCUGGGUAGACCCAAUCCAGCGGAGAAGACACCCAACUAUAUCUACGAUGCCAAGGUUCAGGCCAUUGGUGACAAGUACAAGAAAUCCACCGCCCAGGUGGUGCUCCGUUACCUGAUUGAGAUUGGAACUAUUCCACUGCCGAAGUCUUCCAACCCGAAAAGAAUCGAGGAGAACUUCAAGAUCUUUGAUUUUAAAUUGGAUGCUGAAGAUCAUGCUGUUUUGGAUACGUACAACACCGGCGAGCGUUUGAUUCCCAUGACACAUGCCAUCAAGAGCAAGAACUAUCCCUUCAGCAUCGAGUAUUGAUCUGGAAAAGGGGAUAACUAAUGUUAUUUUUUGAUAUUUCAGUGCCUUUAAAUGAUAUUUUGAAACAAUGGAU